Messenger RNA from Acanthoscelides obtectus, 1558 nucleotides. The record is from the annotation of a GenBank genome assembly. NCBI's taxonomy places the organism in Eukaryota, Metazoa, Arthropoda, Insecta, Coleoptera, Chrysomelidae.
UUGUCAAUGAGACAAGCAUGCUAGCCAACGCUAAAACUCAAAAGUAAAUCCUUUUUAAAAGUCGUCAAACGUCAAGAACUAGGUCAAUAUUUUACAUUUUACUUUUCAAUACGUGUGUUCAUAUGUUGAGAUUAUUUGCGAAAAAUAGAAACCACUGUGAUAGUAGAGAAUCAUGUAACGGUGGCGCAUAAGUAUUUCUUCCAGAUUUUAUGGCUCUUGCACUUCUUUCUUAGCGAAAAAUCGGUCCUUUAUCGCUACAAAGUUUCAGUUUCUGAGAAUGGUCUAAAAAGUGAAAUAUGGCAGAAAAAUUGGGUUUAGGGAACGAAGUGAGGGAAUUAAAAAUAGGACAAAGCUUUACCAAUCCCAAAUCAACAGCCUUCCACACUGUAAAAUAUGACUUCAAACCUGCAUCUGUAGAUACUAAUAAGAAAGCAACAGUAGACGUUGCUGGGAAUAAUCAGGUGACUGUAACAGUGCCACAUUUAGAUGGUGCUGGGGUUCCUCAGACAGUAUUUAAGGGUUCACAGAGGCCAUAUCAGAAAGAAUGUGUCCUCAUAAUAGAUAGAGCAACUGGUGAAAUCACCUUAGAAAAAUUAAGCUAUAAUAUACAAGUUAAGAAAACUAGAAGUGAAUAUAACAAAUUGCACCAGGACCGCUUGUCCUCAAGCCAGGGCUCAAAUUCCGGCAGCGGCCGAUCGCAAACACCUCCGGUAGCCGCCCCCACCCCGCAGCGUGUCUCCACCAAGACACGGGUAACCACCAGCGGCAGGAAUCGCAACAAUGCCGAACGCAUCACCACCAGCAUCCCUCAUGCUGCCGCCAAACAUUCGCCCCUUAGGGCUAGUCCUUCUCAUCAACAUCGCAGCCCCAGCAUGCGCGAUCAGGUUAUACCGUCGCCUAUGUCGCUCUCACAGCCUGCCAUGCACCUUACGAACAACGAAUCCCAUUCACAAAGUGCCCUAGCUAGCUUGCCACUAAUUGGAAUAGAUGACUACUCAGAUCCAGUACCAACUCAACAAUAUCACCACAAUCAACAUCACAACACACAGUCUCAUCCACUUCAAGCUGCCUCGCAUCAAACGUCAGAUAUCGAGAACCACGUGGGUACCAUCUCGGACAGCUCUUCCUCGUCGUCCAGCGAUAGCGACGACGGUAGCAAUCAACGGUUAAGCGGCAGUAAUAGUACCAAUAUGAAAUUCGGCGGCGGUACCGCUGCCAAAACGAACGGGUACAGCAACGGUGGUGGAAGUUUGGCACCACCGCAACCACCGGUUGUCAACAAGAUCGACACCCAUUUGCUCAGUGACGAUCUGUGCCUUUCGGAGUCGGGAUCCGAUUCCGAUUAACGUAAGAAAGGUAAGACGUUCAAUAUAACUUAGGUUAUACCAGAAGUUCGAUGUUCAUGACGGUAACAUACAGGGUGAUUGGAAAUUCGACCUAUUCCCUGAAAGUGGUGAUUCUAGAGGUUAUUUGUGAUAAAUUAAUCCCCAUCAACUGGGGGUCGGAAAUGAGCGGUUUCCGAGAUUUCAAGAUUUUUUAAGAAUUUUCUGCUUCUGAU